Molecule: messenger RNA, 249 nt
Organism: Penicillium bovifimosum
Lineage: Eukaryota; Fungi; Ascomycota; Eurotiomycetes; Eurotiales; Aspergillaceae
Product: DPY30/SDC1 family protein
Exons: 2
Coding region: 1-249 (82 amino acids)
Source: RefSeq, a predicted model, not a curated record
AUGGGCGAAACAAACGGCGUCAACUCCGGCACACCUCUAGGCGAUCUGGGCAAUAUCCCCGCAGGCCAGGUUCGACCCGGUGGUGCACCUGCAAGAGUCUAUCUCAACGAGAAGGUCGUACCGUAUCUGCUUGACGGGAUGAAGUCUGUUGCGCGAGAACAGCCUGUGAAUCCGCUCCGUGUGCUUGGCGAGUUCUUGUUGCAGAAGAGUAAUGAGGUUGAGGGGGAGGCGAAGAAGGAGUCGGAGUAG